Messenger RNA from Leishmania braziliensis MHOM/BR/75/M2904, 2946 nucleotides. RefSeq lists its product as hypothetical. The transcript has a single exon. The coding region runs from base 1 to 2946 and encodes 981 amino acids. The record is from RefSeq and is a predicted model, not a curated record. NCBI's taxonomy places the organism in Eukaryota, Euglenozoa, Kinetoplastea, Trypanosomatida, Trypanosomatidae.
AUGAACCACUCAAGCAGUAUACCGUUUGACGCUUUUCAUGUCGUGACGUGGUCUUGCUUCAUUGAACAGGAUGACCCGCGCAUGAUUACUUGUGAGCUGCGCAGAGAGCUAGAGUCAGCUUUUGAGGUGUACCCUUACUCAGCCAAGUGCCGGCAGUCGUUGCUGAGUUCCCUGAUCUUGUGGGCUGGCUUAGCACGUGCGCAGCGUCACGUAAUUCAGUGGAACUCGACAGACAACAUCAAUCUCGGGCAGGGGCUAAUCCAGCACCUGUUCGACCUCACAGCCGAGAUGCAAGGCAUUAACACGGAUGCCAUCUAUGCCGCUCUACGGGCAGAGCGGCAUCCCUUUCUAAAGGAGGUAUACAAGGUUCAGCAGGCCCGCGGCGUGGUCGAUGGGAUGUGGCGUGGGUCGGACAGAUGUGCUACCACUGAAACAAAGCGUGACGAUACCCGCCCCACCAUCCCCACGCUGCACACAGAGCCUUUGAUGCCAAUGUCGCCUCGGUCACCAACAGCGCUUCGUGAAUCGCAGUCAAGAGAAGAGCAGCUUCCAAGGCCCUCUGCGGAGAUUUACCCGUGCGUGCCGACACCGUUCACGAACAAAGCCUCACCAUCGACAACGAUGCUCUAUCCAGUAGGUUACUGUGAUAAUGAAACUCUGCAGAACGCCGCGGACAUCCGUGGCGGGGUCUUAAGCGCGAAGCUACUGAAGGACACCACUGCCUGCGGUCCCACCAAGAGACCCCCGGUCUCACUUCCGUCGGCAAGCAAAAUCGUAGCUAACCACGCAAAUGACAAACCGUUACGGUCGAAAGGGGAUACUGCUAAGCCGGCCGACGUAUUCGCUGCGCCUUCGCUCAUUCGUGACUCCCUUCCACCGGAAUCAGUGCCAUCGGCAGCGAUCUAUCGUCUCAUCCACGCAGUCGACACUGCACCCUCAGUUUCGUCGACGAAAGGCGUCGUUGCCAAACCCCUUGCAAGGAACGGCGAGGCCAAACCUACCGCAAGCAGUAAAUUUGCUACACGUUUGCCUGCGAAAUCGGAUGUCAAUCCAACAUCCGCAACAAAGCCGAAGGCAGCCGCGGCCGCCCCACUGUUACCCGCGCCAUCGGCCGCAAAGGAGCCACCCCCUUACAUCCCAAAGAAAGUGACGUAUGUCUACACCGAUUCUGACGACUCCGAUGACGUCACCUCGUCUGCUGUAGUGCACGACACUAACGCCAGCGCCUCCGCUUCCGGUUUGGCCCUGCCGACGCCGGUCACAGAAGCGCUGCUCAAGUACGGUGAUGGCAAGAGCGCGGAUCUGAUGCAGGCCUUCUGGAACGAUCUUCCUGCUGACCCCGAUGGGGUGUCAGUCUGGUUUGGACGCUGCCUGGCCAUCACGGAGGAUGACCGCCAAGUACCCCUGAUGGCCGCCGCGUCACCUCCUCUGUGUCUCGACAAAGUCAAGCAGCGAAUGCAGUCGAAAGUUGCUAAGAGACUGGACCAGCUCUUUCAGUAUCUCCACGCGGAGGCGCCGACCCCACUUCCUCCGCGCAACGAAGUUGCAGCGCUUCUCUCAGCACGCGACAUUGAGCAGCUGGAGGCGGCCAAACUGAUUCGACCGUGCAAACAAAGCGCAGGUCCUGACACUGUGCUCGCCUUCACGGUGGUGGAGAAGGCCACAACAAAUGCACGACGGCGCUUUCUGACGUGGCCGCGAGGCAGCAACCAGCACACCAUCGAUAGCGGCUAUGAGUCGCACAUCCCGCUGCACCACAUCUCCACGUACCUGGACGCCGUAAAUGAGUCAUGCGGCUUUGUGCAGAGCAUCCCGGGUUGCUUUGAUCAGGUGCUCCUGCCCCCUGACCUGCAGGAGCGUUUUGUCUUCACGGACGCUCGUGAUCAUCGGUGGUGCCUGACGCGACUGCCACUCGGCCACACUGUGUCCAUGGAAAUUGUGCAGAUCAUUGUCUCCACACUGAGCGGCCACCCGUCGUAUACGCUGCAGUCCUACGCGGCAGCCAACGCGGUGCGCAUCGAUGUGUGGGUGUACACCGCCCGUCUGUGCGGCCCCGCGAAGGAUGUCCAGUCAGCGAGUGCGGCGCUGCGGGCCGCGUGCGACGAGUGCGGUGCCAUCGUGACGACGUCUUGGCGUGAUGUCCCCACUUCUGACUACAACUUUCUUGGGGUGCAUUUUGAUCACUCAGCGCACGAGGUUUCUGUUGCCUCCGACAUUCUGAGCCGUGUAGAUCUGCCGAGGGUAAGCAUCUCGACCCGGGACUUGGAGCGUCAAUACACGCAGCUCCUCUUCUGCUCUUCCACGCUACGCGUCGCCGCUUCGGGGUACUACACGGUGCUGACUGAAGUAUGCCACCGACUCGGCGUGCUGCAGCUGCACCCUCAGCAGCUGCACACGCCGUCUGAGCUACUCCCAGGCGUAUACAUGCAACUGCAGAAGUGGCGCGAGGCCGUCUUGAAGAAUACGCCCCGCCACGUCGAAGCGGUGACAUCGCCAUCUAUGUCGCUGUUUGUGGUGCUGAAUAAGGCGAACUGUCAGGCCGUGCUUGUUUCUCAGGAAACGCAGGAGACUUGGAACGCGUCGAUGGAGUUGGAGGACACGCUCGGGACCAGAGUUGCGUCAGUCGCUGUCACACGUGCCGUGGUAUGCUUUCAACCAUGCAUCGAGAAGGGCACGCAUGUGAAGAUUAAGGUCAUCGGCGGCGAAGCUAAGGGACCCAACGGCAAGCCCAUCUACGAAAGUGAGCCCGAGGACAGUAUCGCUGUGAGCAUUCGUACGCACCUCGUGGCGCGCAUCUUUUCCUUCGAGGUGGCUUACCUGAACAUGCCGGGGUCAGCAGGCGGUGUCGCUGGUGAUACGGCCGCUUGUAACGAUGCACAGAUGGGAGCAAAUCGCCGCUUGAUCGCUCCCCCCUCCUCUCCCCCACCCACAUACACCCCGAGUUAA